UUUAUUUGCAUAUUUCUGUUCUCUCUGUUUUCUUUCCUUCAAUAUAGUGAACUUGCAAUGCUGCUGUCCAUGGCUCAGAGUAACCCUGCACUGUUCCAGAUGAUUUCGGACAGGAAGACAGUCGCCCGGCAGCUGGAAAGGCUCUCAAGAUUGAAGGAGCUGAUGGACACCACUGCAGAACAACUAAGGGCCAAACAGACUGAAGACUGGUCCCGCUGGAUCAAAAAAUACAGGCAGCGGCUUGCUUGUGAGUGUGAAUCAGGGCUUGAUGUGAAAGAACUGCAGGAGGAGAGAGUACGUGUGAUGAACAACAACAACCCAUAUGUGGUACUCAGAAACUACAUCGCCCAGAAUGCAGUAGAGGCAGCUGAAAAUGGUGACUUCUCAGAGGUGGGGCCCUUACAAGCUUUGUUUUAGUUUUACUCUUUA
Molecule: messenger RNA, 429 nt
Organism: Sinocyclocheilus rhinocerous
Lineage: Eukaryota; Metazoa; Chordata; Actinopteri; Cypriniformes; Cyprinidae
Product: selenoprotein O-like
Exons: 2
Coding region: 58-417 (119 amino acids)
Source: RefSeq, a predicted model, not a curated record